Symbiodinium pilosum is the source of this 4296-nucleotide messenger RNA. The record is from the annotation of a GenBank genome assembly. NCBI's taxonomy places the organism in Eukaryota, Dinophyceae, Suessiales, Symbiodiniaceae.
AUGGAAGAGCUCAGCAUAGCGCCCCACACAUGGGCCUACAUUCUCAGUACGGGCGCGAUUUCACCUCAGGAUCUGGAAGGUCUGUUCUUUGGGUUCAGUCCUGGACACGUCUGCAGCUUCCGCCUCCUUGGCGGUCCUGGCAGUGGCACAGACAAGGAGGCGGCCGUGCUUUCCCAGUGUGCACAAGAGGUUGUGGCAGACCAAAUGCGGCACGGCUUUCAGCUACUGGGUUGGUGCUCAAUCCGACGCGGCGCCAUUGCAAAGUUUACUGUGGAGGAAAACAACCUCCACCAGGCCGUGAAGACAGCUUCCGAGGCCAUGGCCGGUGAGACGGAGUCCACAUUUGCAGGCUGUGUGGUGGGACGCCAGCGGCCGAAAGAGGCAGGCAAAUUCAUGCAGGCAGGAGUAGCCUUUGGGCCCACGAAGAAGCGGCUGCGGAUCUCGGUGCGGCAUUUGUCGGCAGGCACUCCUCCGUCUGCUGAGCCAGUGACAGGCGAGCUGAAAGAGCUGUUGGCCGGAUGUGCUGCAGAUCUGCAAAAAGAUGUGGGCGAUCUGGACAAGGAAGUCAAGGCAGCACUAACAGAAGUGGAGAAGCUAGCGGAGAAGCAAGUUGUUCCACAGGUGAAGCGCCUGCGCGCGGCACAGCUUUCGGCGGGGCCUGCGCAAAGCAGCAGCGCGCACGAAGCAAAAAGGCACUGUUCCUCCUGGGAAAUGUUGGUGACAGACCUGCUGAAGGCCGAAAUCAUCGACUUGGCACGAACUGCGUCAGCGCCUUGGCUGAUGCGUGGAAGGCGACAAGGCAUUACGAGCGCAUGCUCACAGAGCCUCCAACGCCAGGAUCAGAGCCAGGACCAGCUCUUCGCCAGGAGUGCCUGGAGGAGGAAAAUGCCCAGCUCACGCAUGAAAAUGCGCAGCUGCGAAGACAACUGGCGGAAGCUCUGCGGGAAGUGGAGUCGCUACGCCACGCCCAGGCGGCGGAUCGCCUCCGCACCCGGCUGGCUAAACGUCGAUCUUUGGGAGUGGGUCUUUUCCGAAGACGAAGUAUUUAAUGUUUGCACUGGUGGUAUUGUUGCCCUUGUUGCGGCCGCCGUGACCCAUCAAGGGAUGAUCCGGAUGACUUUCUUUUUCGGGGCGACCGCCCUGACUCACAGAUUCGCAGCAGCAUUCCAAUCUGCAAACACCAUCGACACUGAUGAGCAGAUUUCGUUUGACGGGCUUCCGACUCAGGGUGAGAUCUCGCCUGAGAAGAAGACAGGCGCAUGCCUCUUCGGCGCUAAAGCCCUUUGCAACGGACGCUUUGUGGUUGGCUUGGCGACCCUCCCGGUGGAGCGUGUGGAAAAUGCGGAAACAAGCCACCUGUGGGUCUUCGGAGUCCUUGCAUGGGGCCUGGCCCAGUGGCAGUUCUUUGCCAAGCUGGCUUGGCGUGCAUCGAAGCAUUGCACAGUCCUCACAGUCAGCUGGCGGCUGCCGACUUUCCAAGUUGACGACCUUUUCCUUGGUUACUUAGAUGUAGAGGAGAUUGUUGAUGACUUCCUCUUCCGUGGUGGACGUCCCCGCUUGGAACACCGUGUUGGCUUCUCAGCGAGAAGGUCCGUCACAGUCUUCAAGUCGAGCGUCGGCGAUCCACAGCACGAGACCUCCGUGACCACAAUUUCAAUUUCAGAUGAGGAGAGUUCAGCCUUGUCUGCGGCACUUGAGCGAUUCGAGUUGCUGGAGGCAGCACGCCUCGUGAACGGCAAAGUGGUCGCGGAAGAACAGCACCAGGCCGUCCAAGAAGCAGGUGGUGUGGACAGGUUGCGCACCGUUGCCGCUCAGUACGAGGCAGAGCUUACCUGCCAAACUGCCAUUGGUUUCUCGAGGGAGCAUGGAGACAAAGUCAUGUACUUCGAGCCUGACAACUUACAGAAGUCUCAUAUGGCAUCUCUUGAAAAGAUCUCCAUUGCCCCGUCCAAGAUGCCUGUCUUCGGAGCGUUGCCAGAAUACGACUUCGAAUAUGGCCUGGAGCUGCAGAGUCAAUCUUUCAUGCUGGUGGUAGUUGUUACGGUUGAUGUGAAGCGCAAGACUCCUGAGGAUGGUGUCGGAGUGAAGACAGAUGACGUUCUUCGUCGCAACUGGCUCAUUCCGGAGCAGCAUUCGCCGUAUGACGUCCGAAGCUCAGAGCCUCAGGCCUGGGUGACUGAGGUUUUGGCGACGGAUGAUGAUCAGCCCUUUGGGGCGACAUUGCCGCCCGUGGAUGCCGGUCAUGUACGCGCUGCAGAUGUCAUGAAGUUCACUGCGCUCACUGGUGACCAUGAGCAAGGCAGGGACGGCUUCACGUUGAAGGUGCGACAUGUUUUGACCGUGUACCCCGGAUCAUUGAGUAUGGCAUUGAUGCGUUUUAUGCCGAAAUGGGGCCUGCGGAAAGCGUUGGGCUCAGCUUUGGAGCGCGCCGUGCGGUUGACAACGUCCGUGUUGACAAACAAGGAGCACCUUCGAGAGACCUUGGAAGUCUUGAAGACUUUUCGCUACCAGGGCCAGGAGAAGAAGCCGUGGUUGGACGAAGACGGAAAGCUCAUCUGGUCUACAACAAGGCUUCGCGUGGCCAACGUAGUGCUAAGCCAAAGCUUCGAGAUGCUCAUGGGAUGCAUCAUCCUCGUCAAUGUCGUUGCCAUCAUCAUUGAGGCAGACACAGAUGCUAAAUGUUAUCCCGAGUACUUUCAGAACUACCAGUCAUGCCCCACAAGAAGUGGAACAAUUGCGUGGCUCAUGGCUUUGAACAUCACCUUACUUAUCAUCUACUUGUUCGAGUGCGUCGCACGAAUCUACGUGGAACGGGCCAGCUUCUUCUGCAACAAGUGGAACAUGAUAGACUUCACUACCGUCUUCCUUGGAUGGCUUAGCAUCGUGCUGGCAGCUACCACGGCAUCGGUGGUUAAUCUAGGUCUAUUCCGGCUGUUGCGCCUUGUUCGAGUAUUCAGGGCUAUCCGCAUCUUGAUAGCCAUCCCAGAGUUCUAUAUGCUGGUGACUGGCCUCUACUCCGCGAUCAAGGCCAUCUUCUUCGGGUCGGCGAUGCUGGUGCUGGUCAUCAUAUUUUGGGCUAUUGCAGCUGUGGAAAUGUUUCAUCCAAUUCUAGCAAACUUCUCACCCAGCGUUUGUGAAUCAUGCCGAACAGCCUUCAGCAACGUCUUUGACGCGUCAUGCACUCUCUUCCAGCAGAGCCUGAGCAGCACAAUGACGGCUUUACAAGAUGUUGCCUCCAUGAUCGUUGCUGGAGACGCCUGGGGAGAAGUUUCCCAGCCGCUUUUGGAGGCACGUUCUUGGACUGCAAUCCCUCUCUUCCUCAUCGUUGUGACCAUCUCCUUGGGUGUCCUCAAUUUGAUUUUGGCCGUCAUAGUCGAAAGUGCAGCUGAAGCGAGGGAGAAUGAUGUCGAGCAAAAGGUGAAGCAAAAGGAUGCCGAACGAGGCAGAAACAUGGUAGAGCUGGCAGUUCUCUGCGCAGAUCUUGACACAGACGGGAGCGGCACGGUCUCCCCACAGGAGAUGCUUCAUGGCUACGACAACAUGCCAGACUUUAAGCGGCUCAUGGACCAAAUGGAUAUCAAGCGGGACGAAAUGGAGCUUAUCUUUAAUGUGCUGGAUUCGGACUGCAGUGGAAACGUCUCCUACCUUGAGUUUUGUAAAAACCUUGGGAGUUUCUUUAAGCGUGAUCCCGUCAUCAUGAACUCUCUGGUCCAGUGCUCCAUUCUGGACUUGAAGAAACUGGUAAAAGAACAAGUUGCUGCCGUCAUGAAGCAGCAGCACGACGAGACGAUGCGUGAACUUCGAAGGAUGUUCACAACCUUGAGCCCUCUCCGAGGCCUUUCUACUCCAGCACCUGCGCAAGUUCACAACAUGGAGAUUAUGGUUCCGGAGCCCAGGAGACCAGAAACUUUGCAGACAAUCGAGCGUAUUGACGAUGAGCUCCAGCCACUUCUGGCAAAGGUCGAAACUCUGGCAGCAGAGCUUGAAGAUGCGAACCCAUGGAACUCAUGGAACGGAAGCGACGUGGGCUCCAGCGAAGUAGAGAAGAGCAAGCUGGACGCAGCUGUCGCCUACGAGCUUGUUGGAGAUGGCGGGGUGGGCGACCUGGCCCAGACGCCCGCCAGCCUGACAGAUUUGGACGCGCGUUAUGCGACAUUGUGCAAUAGGCUUCAAAGUCGAGUGGAUGAGGCAGAAUUAUUCCGAAGCAGGCUUUGUUACGCAAUCCAAUACUUGAGCGCACAAGUGAGAUCUGACAAAGUCGGUCCUGUGCAACCAGUGCUCUUGACACAAGUAUAG